This is a messenger RNA of Bufo gargarizans (Asiatic toad), 1205 nucleotides long. RefSeq lists its product as uncharacterized. Bases 256 to 897 code for a protein of 213 amino acids. The transcript is spliced from 9 exons. The record is from RefSeq and is a predicted model, not a curated record. Lineage: Eukaryota; Metazoa; Chordata; Amphibia; Anura; Bufonidae. Gene Ontology annotation, biological process: epigenetic programming of gene expression; genomic imprinting. Gene Ontology annotation, molecular function: zinc ion binding; nucleic acid binding.
UUGAAGAGCAGGCUCAGCACUGGAUCGAUCAUCCUGAAGACAUCUGCGGAGCCACUGUUCCCCUCUGUACCUUCACAUGAUCAUCCGUUGCUGUCUCCUCCAAUCAAGUUUCUCCAGUGGUGUCUUCUGCCAGUACCAUCCCCCUCUGAAUCCAGAUGUUCUUCACAGAUGACAGUGGCUGAUGUGUUUGAUCUGCCUGGCGUUCAUUUUCGCUAGGGACUAAAAGCCAACAAGUAGAGGAACAACUAUUAAAAGAUGUAUGAUGAGAGACGGCCAUCUGAAGAUGAUUCAUCUGCUUCAGUACAAGAUGAUGAGAGCAAAAGGGAAGCAAAUUAUAUUAAGGUGGAGAACAGCAGCAGUGAAAAUGCUCACAUCGCAGAGCAGUCAGGGAACCGUGUACCUCCAGGGCAUUACAGACAAGGAUACUGCAGCUGCUGCCAAGUACAUUACAUUAACCUAGAAAAGCAUCUUGCAAGUGACAAUCACAGACAGCUGUCUACAUGCCACAGGAACCGUCUGGCAACCAGCAUGUUGAUGGAGCGUUUCCUGCAGGAUGUGCAUCGGUAUCACCCAGAGAAUUAUCAUGAUAUAAGACCAACAUAUGAUGAUAUACCAGAAACAAACAUAGUUUCUUCUACUAAAGAAGACCAGCUUUGUAAUCCACAUUUCCAAACACAAAAAAAUGAGCCUUCUUCUAUGGUACUAAGUCAAAGCUUGGGCAUGAACAACUUAUCUACAGGUGGUUCACAGUGCAACUACAGGAAAAUUACAUUUACUCAAACUCAUGGUCGAAAUCUUGAACAGCGACACAGUUCCAAAAGUGGUGGACCUCAUGAAAGUAUUCUAAAUGUUAACAAUAAAUUAACUUGUUGCCAAGAAACAGAAGGUCACUUUUGAGAAAUUUUGGAGAAGAAAUUAGAUUCUUUCAUACCUUUGACCCAGUGAAUUGUCAUGCUGCUUGGAGACUGCAUAAAAGAUGUGAUGAUUGUGAUCAGUGAAAAACCCAAUGGAAAAGGCUCUUAGUACUGUUUUCUGAAAAAUUAUAACCCUUUAAAUUACAGAAUCAGGAAAACUGAGCUAAAGUCAGUUAAAUCAAUUUGAAUAGAUAAUGAAGUUGAUAAUUUGGUCAUUGUGGUUAUAGCCUAGAAUUUGCUGACAUGCUCAUCUGUACACAGAUUUGUUUUUUUUUUUUUGUACUGUAUACA